AUGGAAGAAACCGGCGGAUUCACUUACGAGGAGUGGUGCAAGAGACGCGAGUGUGUCGCUGUUCCUACCGAGACCAUCGCUCCCAAGUCAUCCAUCUCGAAUCGCUCCAACAACACCCGUCACAGUGAGGUGUCCGACCAAGAGAACGCCUACCGUUACGUUCCUAUGAGAGAGCCCGGUCCUCAGGACGCUGUUCCCAUCGCAUACGCCCUCUAUCCUCAGCCCGGCUACACUUACAUGUACCCUCCUCAGCAGCUGCAGGCCAUGGCUGCCCCUCCUCCACCAGCACCCGCCCCGGCUGUUGUUGCUCCUUCAGCCCACUCCAAGAAGGAAGAGGCACACUACCAUCACUACACCCAUGAGCGUGUACGUGAGAGAUCAGUUCGUCCCAUCUCUGAGCCUCCUACCAUUGAAAAGGUCGCCUCUCCCAAGGCUGCACCCCUUCCAGCCGUUCCCCAAGUCACCAUGGCUGGCAUGACUUACGGUGCUUACCCCUUCGGCUUCCCCGGCACCGCCGUUCCAGUCGCUUAUGCCAUGCCCAACUACCCCGUUCCUAUGAACUCUGAGACCGCCAGCACCGUUACUCCCAAGGCCACCAAGGAUCGUGUCUGGGUCGGUCGUACCAAGAAGCAAGUCGACGAGGACAACGCCAAGAUCGCUCACAAGGAAGGCGUCUACAAGCCCAACGAGAUGGUUCCUAAGGGCGCCUCUUCCGACCAGCUGUUCUGGGUCAUUGAGCCCGACAACACCAACACUUUGCGCAAUUUCCGUACCAUCGAGGAUGACCUUCAGCCUGGAAAGUGGAAGAUCGACCCUAGAUACGGCAACGCAUACUUUGUGCGUGACAAGCCUGAGAAGUCUUGA
Molecule: messenger RNA, 864 nt
Organism: Aureobasidium pullulans EXF-150
Lineage: Eukaryota; Fungi; Ascomycota; Dothideomycetes; Dothideales; Saccotheciaceae
Exons: 2
Coding region: 1-864 (287 amino acids)
Source: RefSeq, a predicted model, not a curated record